AGAUUUUCACACACAACAGUCUCUAGAGUGAAAAACAAAAAACAUGCUGUGUUCUGCAGGCUUGUUGAUGAGAGAGAUCAGAGGAGAAUGAGCAGACUGGUCUGAGCUGACUGGAAGUCUGUAGUAACUCAAAUAAUCACUCUUUCCAACCGUGGUGAGCAGAAAAGCAUCUCAGAGCACACAUUGAAACCUUGAGGUGGAUGAGCUACAACAGCAGAAGACACAUCAGGUUCCACUCCUGUCACUGAGACUAUCACGGGCAAAAACUCACCCAGACUGGAAAGCUGAAGACUGGAAAAAGACCGGGUGAUUUUUAUGUAUAUUUUUUUCUUCUAAUUUUCAACUGUCCAGUCUGGGUGAGUCUGUGCCCAUGAUAGCCUCAGAUUCUUGUUCUCGGCUGACAGGAGUGGAACCUGAUGUGCUCUUCUGCUGUUCGAUGUGUUGUGCAUGUUGAAAUGCUUUUCUGCUCACCACAGUUGUAAAGAGUGAUUAUUUGAGUUUUGAUAUCCUUCCUGGCAGCCAAACCAAUCUGGCCAUUUUCCUCUGAACUCUCUCAUUAACAAGGUGUUUCCACCCACAGAACUGUCGCUCACUCAGUGUUUUUGUUUUUCGCACCAUUCUGUGUAAACUCUAGAGACUGCUGUGUGUGAAAAUCCCAGGAGAUCAGCAGUUUCUGAAAUAUUCAAACCAGCCCAUCUGGUACCAGCAUCCAUGCCACAGCUAAAGUCACAGAGAUCACACUUUUUCUUCAUUCUGAUGUUUGAUGUGAACAUUAACUGAAGCUCUUGACCUGUAUCUACAUGACUGUGCUGCUGCCACAUGAUUGGCUGAUUAGAUAACUGCAUGAAUGAGCAGCUGUACAGGUGUUCCUAUUAAAGUGGACGCCUGUUGAAAAUUCAGGACAACAGAAUCCAAAAUCUAAAGAGGCAAAAUGGCAACCACAGAAAAGACGUCAAACUACCUUCUGACAUUCACAGCCAUCUUACUAAUGAAAACGUGUGUUGUGGAAACACAAGGAUUCCUUGAAACAUCAGCCUACACUGCUGAGCUUAAUUCCAAAGAUGGGCAACUCAAUCACUCAAGACAAAAACGAGAAACUAGUCCGUAUGCAGUGCAAUACAUCGUGGUGGUAGAGGUAAAUGUCUCUGAAGUGAUUUUGAUACAGCAACUCAAAUCAUUAUUCAAUCUUCAGAUAGACAACUCCACUAAAAUCUCUUCUGUGGAAAUAACCACUGUGUGCCAAUUAAAUGACACUGGAUACCAAUGCAGGUGUGAGGAUCAGUAUUUUUGGCCAUGUGACAAGUGCAUGGAAUAUGGGCCAUGCAAUAAUGGCACCGCCAAUUCCUCCUGUUAUUGCAUCAAUGGUGUUCCAAGUGAUGGACAGUUCUGCCAGCCAAUAAGUAACAUAUCAAAUGGAACAUGUCCAACUCCACCCCCAGCAACAGAGACCCCAAAAAAUAUGUCACUGACAAUAGAUGAAAAGUUUGACAUUGCACUCACCAACCAAAACAGUGCGAAGUACAACAAAUAUAAAACCACACUUGAGAAUUUGAUUAAUAGUAGUUACCGAAACAUGGCUGGCUACAAACCUGGCUCUGUGAGAAUUCUCAGGUUCAGGCCUGGCAGCAUAAAUGUAGACUUUACAAUUACCACAACCACGAAUGAACUUGAUUUUAGAUCGGCAAACUCAGAGCUCUCUCAAGUACUUACUGCAAAUGGAUUUAAAGUUGCUGAAAAUGCUUUUGCUUAUAGUGUGGAGUAUGACCUAGUCCAAAGCACAGGAAAAAUAUAUCCUCUGCAGGAUGUGCAGUUAAAUUGUACUCUUCCAACUGGAGUAAUGGGAAACAUUCAAUGGCGAGUGGAUGGAGUUGAUCCUUUUCUAAAUUCUGUAAAAUAUAACAUCCUUAAUAACAACCGCACUCUUAAAGUAAUAAGUGUGAGUGCAGUUGACAGUGGUGUAUAUGAAUGCAUAACCGAAAACAAUUCACUGAGAUUUAUCCAGUGGCAAAGAAUUGUGAUUCAGCCAUAUCCCAGUAUCCAAGUAGAUCCUGAUAAAGUGUUUAAAUGUGAUGAUUUGUCCAUACCGCUACAGUGCUGUGCCUACAGCAGCUAUACAAUUGAGUGGACCAAGGACUCCCUGUCUCCACUGACACCUCCAGGUCCAGGGUCCGGCUGCAUCACGUACAACUUUGCUGUCCAGAAACAGGAUUGUGAGGCUGGUGAAAAACAAGUCAUUUUCACAUGUCGACUUUCAGAGAACAGCCUGAGUGUGUUAAGUUAUAGCUCAAAAAACAUAUCAAUCACUAUAACCAAAAAAGCAUUCUACUGCUCUGAUAGCAGCUUCGGCGUUGGGACUGUAAACCAGACAGCGUUCAGACAAUGUGAGGGAGAUGAGACUGGCAUUAAGUGGGCAGUGUGUAAUAAAACAGGCCAGUGGAGCAUAAUAUCUAACAACUGCACCCUUCGUGUCAUCCAGAACCUGGCAGAUAAAGCUGAAUAUUUAGACGUAGAAGAAGUGCCACUGUUUGCUGCUAAUCUCAGUAACACUGCAGAAGAGAAUUCUGAGAAUAUAACCACAGUUCCUGUGAAUCUCUUGAAAGUUGUUGAUUUACUCAGCAGACUUGCUAAUAUUUCAAAAACACAAUCAUUUACAGUGGACAAAAACACGAUGGAGGAUUUCCUCAAAACUGUGGCUGUCAUUACAUCAGAGAAAGCCCAGGAAACAUGGAAGAGUUUCAACGAUGACAAUACAAACCAGAAUGCUAGCACUGUGCUUCUUCAGUCAAUCCAAAGUAUUGGAAGCAGUCUCUCAAAUGAGAAUUUUUCCAUAUCAACAUCAAAUAUCCAGCUCAUAAGGAAUUUGAAUACCUUAAUCCAUGAAAUGUUUAGCCCAAAUUCUACUACUCAGAUAGGCUUUCCAGACACUAGCAGAUCAUUCCCAGUCACCGUCAUUAUUUUCUCUGAGCUUAACAGUGUGUUACCUGUUCGAAGUGCAACCUACAGUGACGGCAGUGAAACUCACACCAGCAUCAAUGGAGACGUAGCUGUGAUUGAAGGAGAGUCGAGAGUGAACAAUGUCUCCCUUUUUUUUGAUGUUAAAAAUAAGUCAUUAGGAAACCCACAGUGUGUCUUUUGGAACUUUAACCUUUUAAAUGGAACUGGCGCAUGGGACUCUGCUGGGUGUGAACUAAAGCCACUAAGUAAUCAAACUAAAAGGUUAACAUGCGAGUGCAACCACACAACCUCUUUUUCUAUCCUGAUGUCACCAGUUAUCCCGGAUAAUGAAACCUUGGCCUAUAUAACGUACAUUGGUGUAUGUAUUUCAAUGGGCAGCUUGGUUUUGUGCCUUAUCUUUGAAAGCCUUAUCUGGAAAUCAAUGUCAAAAACUGAUACAUCUUACAUGCGCCACGUCUCCAUCGUCAACAUCGCUCUGUCCCUGCUGGUUGCGGACAUAUGCUUCAUUAUUGGAGCAGCAAUUGGGAAAAAAGGGCAGAAGACACCAGUGGGUCCCUGCAGUACAGUGACAUUCUUCAUCCACUUCUUUUACCUCGCUCUCUUCUUCUGGAUGCUGCUGUCUGCGCUCUUGCUUCUCUACCGCACGGUCGUAGUGUUCUCCAGGAUGUCCAGGACCGUGAUGAUGACCAUAGCCUUUACUGUAGGCUAUGGAGCCCCAUUAAUAAUUGCCAUUGUUACUAUUGCAGCAACAUCUGGAAAUGGAGGAUACAUUCAAGAAGACAAUACUUGUUGGCUCAACUGGUAUAAAACUAAGGCUAUACUGGCGUUCGUGAUUCCAGCCCUGGCCAUUGUGGCUAUAAAUCUCCUGGUGCUUAUAAUAAUUGUAUGUAAGAUACUGAGGAGUGGAACUGGUGCCACCAUUCAACGAGAUGAGAAACAUGCCAUAGUAAUGAUUGCCAGGUGUGUGAGCAUUUUAACACCUCUCUUUGGUCUAACUUGGGGAUUUGGGAUUGGGACCAUGGUGUCAUCAGCCUUUGGGAUUCACUUGGUGUUUGCAAUCCUUAAUUCACUACAGGGCUUCUUUAUUUUAGUUCUUGGAACUCUGAUGGACAAUAAGAUUUUUGGGGUGCUGCUAGGAAGGUGGAAGCAGAAGAACAUUAGCUCUAACCGUACUGGGAGCAUCAUUGAAGGCUCAUCACCUUCUAAAGUAAGGGGUUUCUACCACAUAUUCCCAAGGAGAUAUGUGUACCAUGUAUCAACUGCUGCUUAUUCUUCACAUGUACCGUCAAGCAACACGGAAACUUUUAAGUUCACUGAAAAAUAAUGCAUCUUACAGCACAGCUGUCACUGCCCAUGCAAAUAGAGCGUACCAUCCACGUGACAUCUAUGACUUGACGAGUCAAUUCCAUGUAAAAAAAAAAAAAUGUAUCUUUAAUGCAUGAUCUAAUUUAAGAACCAGAAAUGAUUUAUUACAUUAAAGGAAUCCUCACACAAUUAUUAUUUAAUAUUUGUGAUUUACAUUUCAUUAUACCAACUGAUUUAACUUCAUAAAUAAACAGCUAUUGCAGUGCUAA
Messenger RNA from Pangasianodon hypophthalmus (striped catfish), 4529 nucleotides. Its product is annotated as adhesion G protein-coupled receptor F5. The transcript is spliced from 20 exons. The record is from RefSeq and is a predicted model, not a curated record. Gene Ontology annotation, molecular function: G protein-coupled receptor activity. NCBI's taxonomy places the organism in Eukaryota, Metazoa, Chordata, Actinopteri, Siluriformes, Pangasiidae. Bases 932 to 4279 code for a protein of 1115 amino acids. Gene Ontology annotation, cellular component: membrane. Gene Ontology annotation, biological process: G protein-coupled receptor signaling pathway; cell surface receptor signaling pathway.